AUGGCUGCCUCGUCUUAUCAGCAAAGCUCAGUUACAGUGCAACUGGAAGGUGGUAAAACGUUCAUCUGUAAGGACGUACUUCCACAACCCGGAGGUGUCAUCUUGGAUCUGGGCUGUGGUACUGGUGAGCUGUCUGCGUUCCUUGCUGAGCUUGUGGGGCCACAUGGACAUGUUAUUGCUGUUGAUCCUGACACCAAUCGACUGAAUUUGGCCAAGGAAACUCAUCGUCAUGUAAAGAACCUCUUCUUUGUGGAAGGGAACUCUAAUGAGUUUCAAGGCAUGGGAUCUAAAAAGUAUGACCUGAUUUUCUCCAACUUUGUGUUUCAUUGGAUACCGGACAAGGACAAGGCGUUCAGGAAUAUGUUUGACAGUUUGAAAGCCGGCGGGAAAAUUGCCAUACAUUACAUAGACGCCUUACUCCCCUUUAUAACUACCUCAUUUGAAGUGCUGAACCCGGAGACAGCGGAAAAAUUCAACAAAAUGUUUUGCUUCGAUACCAGAGAUAAUAUAGAUUGCAUGUGCCGCGCAGCAGGAUUUGAUGUCGUGAGCAGCUAUUACGCCUAUGAUGAAACGGUCGUUUAUCCCAGUGUGGAAAACCUUCUACAGUGGCUAGUAGGUACUUCACAUGGAGUUUUCGAUCUACAGCUUGUCACCCAAGAAAGAAUUCAACAACUGUUCGAAAAGUUCGGAAACCCACCGUUCGACUUUACUGCCGAUAGCAGGGUGAGUAGACUUCUAGCUGUGAAGCCGAAAUCCCAAGCACAAUGA
This is a messenger RNA of Pocillopora meandrina, 768 nucleotides long. NCBI's taxonomy places the organism in Eukaryota, Metazoa, Cnidaria, Anthozoa, Scleractinia, Pocilloporidae. The record is from the annotation of a GenBank genome assembly.